ACCAGUUAACAUUUUUUGCACCGCAUUCAGCAAAGUUUUCUCAGUGAUGGAUCGUAUCACGGCUAAGAUUCAGAGCCCGUCCUGGCCGUUCGGCGCUGUCCCUGCAUUCUCUCGGCCACCAGCUCCCCGUGGAGCUGCAGGGAAAGGUGGUGGAGGCAAAGGCCGGAAACCAGCCGGGCUGACUGCUGAUGAUGCACUUUGCUACCUGACGGAAGUUCAGACUGCGUUCAAGGACAAGAAAGAGAAGUAUCAGAUGUUCAUAGACAUUAUGAAGGAUUUUCAUAACCAAAGAAUUGACAGCAAGGCUGUCCUUACCAAAGUUAAGGCUGUAUUCAAACAUCAUCCUGCCUUAAUCCAUGGCUUCAACGCGUUCUUGCCUAGGGGGUACGAGAUUACCCUGAAAGGUGGUGCACGUGUCCCUCGCAAGGAAAAACUUGAUUUCGAGGAUGCCCUAGCUUUUGUUCAUAAGGUCAAGGCAGGGACUCAAGGACAUGCACGAACUUUAUCCAGAGAUUGCUGCACUUCUGAAAUAUCAUCCAGACUUGUUGCAUCAGUUCACAAGGUUUUUGCCCCAAGGUUUCACGUUCGCCAUGUUGUACGACCUGAUCUCUAAGCUCUGAGCAUAAAACAAUGAAACAAGUUCUGUAUGAAGGGAGAUUCUGUUGUUGGUUUUUUUUUUCUUUUUCUUGGAAAAAAGACUUCUCUUUUGUAUUAAUGUUACUUGGAUUUGAUGUUGUAUUAGUGCUCCCUGGAAUUUGAUGUAUUAAUAUUUCGUGGAUUUGAUGUAGUUAAGGAUUCUGAUUUGAAGUUCUUGGAGAAACCAUAUAUAUGUCUUGCUCUU
Oldenlandia corymbosa var. corymbosa is the source of this 841-nucleotide messenger RNA. Lineage: Eukaryota; Viridiplantae; Streptophyta; Magnoliopsida; Gentianales; Rubiaceae. The record is from the annotation of a GenBank genome assembly.